Messenger RNA from Gracilinanus agilis (Agile Gracile Mouse Opossum), 1737 nucleotides. Its product is annotated as zinc finger protein 345-like. Gene Ontology annotation, biological process: negative regulation of transcription by RNA polymerase II. The record is from RefSeq and is a predicted model, not a curated record. Gene Ontology annotation, molecular function: DNA-binding transcription repressor activity, RNA polymerase II-specific. NCBI's taxonomy places the organism in Eukaryota, Metazoa, Chordata, Mammalia, Didelphimorphia, Didelphidae. The coding region runs from base 1 to 1737 and encodes 578 amino acids. The transcript has 3 exons.
AUGGGACAAGGGCUAGAAAAGCAGCUGGAGCAGGCUCGAAAACCCAUGUUGGUCGGGGCAAUAUUUUCUACUUCACCCUCUGCAGAAAAAAACAAAGGUGCUUCUAAAUGGCUGUUGAACCCUCCAGCAAUCAGCUUGGACUGCAGUAGUUCACAGACAGAAGGAACAGCAAGGACCCCCAGGCAGUGUCUGGUGAAACCUGGGGCAGUGGCAGCAGGAGCUUGGCUUCCAUGGAGGGUCAUCCAGCAGAAAAACUGCAGGAUCAGCAGAAGCAGGCAGCUGGGGCUUCCAGCUCCCCCAGAAGAUGUACUCUCCUUUUUGGAGCAGAGGGAAGCCCCAUGGAUGCUUGAGCAAGAAGGCCUGAGGAGCUGCUGCCCAGGAGAGAUUAGACCUGAAAUGAAGGUGAAUCCAACAGAGGUGAGCCUCUCUGUGGAAGAAAUGGACCUGCACAAAUUCAUGCAUGUUGGUCCCAAGAACUUUGCUUUUAGAGAAUCCUGUGUUGCUCCUCAAAAUUCAUCUCAUAUUGAACAUCAAAGAAUGAACACUGAGGAAAAAUCUAGCGAAAGUAAUCAGUGUAGAAAGACUUUUAUGCACAGGGCCAAUCUUGCUGGACAUCAUAGAAUGCUUACUGGGGAGAAGCCUUAUGAAUGCAAGCAGUGUGGAAAGACAUUCAGUCAGAAACCCCAUCUUACUGUACAUCAGAGAGUCCACACUGGGGAGAAACCUUAUGAAUGUAAGCAGUGUGGAAAGACAUUCAGUCAGAGCUCCCACCUUGCUAAACAUCAUAGAACACAUACUGGUGAGAAACCUUAUCAAUGCAAGGAAUGCGGAAAGACAUUCACAGAGAGGUCCACUCUUGCUGUACACCAGAGAAUCCACACUGGGGAGAAACCUUAUGAAUGCAAGCAGUGUGGAAAGACAUUCACUAUUAACUCCCAUCUUGCUGUACAUCAUAGAAUCCACACUGGGGAGAAACCUUAUGAAUGCAACCAGUGUGGAAAGACAUUCACAAUUAACUCCCAACUUGCUGUACAUCAGAGAAUCCAUACUGGGGAGAAACCUUAUGAAUGCAACCAGUGUGGAAAGCUAUUCACUGAUAGCUCCACUCUUGCUAAACAUCAGAGAAUCCACACUGGGGAGAAACCUUAUGAAUGCAACCAGUGUGGAAAGACUUUCAGACUGAGUUCCUCUCUUGCUCUACAUCAGAGAAUCCACACUGGGGAGAAACCUUAUGCAUGCAGGCAAUGUGGAAAGCAAUUUAGUCAGAGCUCCCACCUUGCUAAACAUCAGAGAAUCCACACUGGGGAGAAACCUUAUGAAUGCAAGCAGUGUGGAAAGUCAUUCACAGACAACUCCUCUCUUGCUAUACAUCAGAGAAUCCACACUGGGGAGAAACCUUAUGAAUGCAAGCAAUGUGGAAAGGUAUUCAGUCACAACUCCAGUCUUGCUAUACAUCAGAGAAUUCACACUGGGGAGAAACCUUAUGAAUGUAAGCAGUGUGGAAAGUCAUUCACAGAUAACUCCUCUCUUGCUUCACAUCAGAGAAUCCACACUGGGGAGAAACCUUAUGAAUGCAUGCAGUGUGGAAAGGCAUUCAGUCACAACUCCAGUCUUUCUGUACAUCAGAGAAUCCAUACUGGGGAGAAACCUUAUGAAUGCAAGCAAUGUGGAAAAAAAUUCAGUCACAACUCCAGUCUUUCUGUACAUCAGAGGAUCCACACUGAGAAGAAACCUUAA